AUGCAAAGGAUUUGGAAGGCAAAUGUAUCCUGGGACGACCCUCUACCACCAGAUUUGGUCAAUUGUUGGUCCGUGUUUGUCGACAGUCUCCCGGCACUAUCAAAUGUAAAGGUUCCUCGUUUCCUAUCCACGCAAUUGCAGUCUCGCGUUCAGUUGUGCGGCUUCUGCGAUGCGUCAGAAAAGGGUUACUCGGCAGUAGUGUACUUGCGCACAGUCACACACAAUCACUCUGUCUCUAUUUCGCUACUUGGAUCCAAAACCAAAAUGGCCCCUGUAAAGACUUCCACUGUGCCUAGACUCGAGUUAUGUGCCGCUGUCCUACUUGCUCGGUGGCUGUACCGCCUUCUGACGAUAUUACAGGAUAAACUGAACGUAGACUCUACCUUUGCUUGGUCUGAUUCACAGAUAGUUUUGUCCUGGUUAGUCAAACCUCACUCUAUGUUCAAAGUGUUUGUCUCCAAUCGUGUGCAUCGAAUACAUACACUUCUUCCACAUUGCCAAUGGGGAUAUGUUCGCUCUGCCAUCAAUCCUGCGGAUUGCGCCUCCAGGGGAAUGCUACCUUCCGAGUUGAUUAGCCAUUCGUUGUAUUGGUGUGGCCCGAAAUUUUUAUAUGCUAAUGUCGAUACUUGGGACACGUCUCCAACUCCCAUCCCGGUGGAACAAUUACCUGAUACUAAGAUCGUAUCCCUUACCGUAACUGUCAGUGAACCAUCUGAAUGGAUUUGUCGAUUUUCCUCGUAUGACCGCAUGCUUCGUGUCAUAUCGUGGGUACGACGUUUCAUUUUUCGCUGUAAGCGUAAGGAGUACCCACUCGCCUUCUUGCAGGCAUCUGAGCUUCAGGAGUCACUUGUCAGUAUUGUCCGAGUAUCUCAGCGUCUAUUGUUGUCUGGAUUGUUCAUCACCCUGGAAUCGGACCGAACUCCAUCACGCUCAUACGCUCGUCUCCGCCCAUUCAUGGACUCCAACGGACUGAUCCGCAUCGGCGGGAGACUACAUCACGCCGAUCUACCUACUCUUCAGAAGCAGCCCAUGCUGUUACCCAAGACGUCACACUUAGCCAAGCUGAUCGUCCGACACUGGCAUUUAGUUACGUGUCAUUCUGGACCCAGGGUUAUAACCGCUUUGAUAACCCGUAACUUUUGGAUAAUGUCAGUUCGUGUUGUCAUUCGUCAGACUAUUGGGUCAUGCACCACCUGUGUUCGAGCUAUCGCUCAAUCUCCGCAACCUCUGAUGGCAAAUUUGCCUGCAGCCCGCGUUCAAGUAUGUCAGCCUUUCUCCAAAGUCGGAAUCGACUACGCCGGCCCCCUUCCGAUGAGAGAAUUCCGCCUACGGAAGCCUAGAGAGUACAAGGUCUAUAUAGCUGUUUUUGUUUGCAUGGCUGUCAAAGCCGUUCAUCUGGAGCUCGUUCUUGAGCUAUCUACUGACGCAUUUUUAGCGGCGUUCGAUAGGUUUGUAGCUCGUCGUGGUCUGCCUCAAGAAAUCUUUUCCGACUGCGGUACCAACUUUGUUGGCGCGUCAAAACGGCUAUCCAUACUGGUCAAUCAUCCAGAAAAUCGUGACCGGUUGACAGCUCGCGCUCCCUGUUCUUUUAACUUUAACCCCCCAGCGGCACCACAUUUUGGAGGUCUCUGGGAAGCCGCCGUACGUUCAACCAAAACUCUGUUGUCUAGGGUAAUGGGGUGUCACCAUCCAACCUUGGAGGAACUAUCAACCGUGCUCUGUCGAAUCGAAGCUGUCCUCAACUCACGACCGCUCACGCCAAUGUCUUCGUCCCCAUUGGACUUAGACUAUUUGACACCAGGUCAUUUUCUGAUUGGCCGGCCGUUGCUGUCCGUGCCAGAUCUGCCGAUGCCGGAGACAGCUAGCAAGUCGGUUCCUCGUUGGAAGCUUCUCCACCAGUGCCAUCAGGCGUUCUGGCGUCGGUGGUCCGCCGAAUAUUUAUGCUCUCUGCAAGUACGCAACAAAUGGACUAAGAACAGCCCCAACCUCAAAAUAGGCGAUAUGGUCGUAGUGAAAGACAAACAGCUGGCCCCCACCCACUGGCGCUUAGGACGCAUACUAAGUGUCAACCCAGGCGUUGACGGUGUAGUACGUGUAGUCCGAUUGUUAACUUCACAAGGGGAGUUAACUAGACCUGUGGUUAAGUUAGUAUUGUUACCUACGGAAUAG
Messenger RNA from Macrosiphum euphorbiae (potato aphid), 2169 nucleotides. NCBI's taxonomy places the organism in Eukaryota, Metazoa, Arthropoda, Insecta, Hemiptera, Aphididae. The record is from the annotation of a GenBank genome assembly.